This is a messenger RNA of Numida meleagris (helmeted guineafowl), 1162 nucleotides long. It is a transcript of the gene PAIP2B, whose product is annotated as poly(A) binding protein interacting protein 2B. Gene Ontology annotation, molecular function: mRNA regulatory element binding translation repressor activity. Gene Ontology annotation, biological process: negative regulation of translational initiation. Gene Ontology annotation, cellular component: cytoplasm. The record is from RefSeq and is a predicted model, not a curated record. NCBI's taxonomy places the organism in Eukaryota, Metazoa, Chordata, Aves, Galliformes, Numididae.
GUGGAGGAGGAGCUGCAGGAGCAGGAGUUCCUCGACCGUUGCUUCCAGGAGAUGUUGGACGAAGAGGACCGGGAGUGGUUCAUCCCCUCGCGAGACCUUCCCCAGCGCAUGGGGCAGCUGCAGCAGCAGCUCAAUGGGCUCUGCGUCGCUGACGGCCGUGGCCCCGAGGACAUUGUGAGCAAAAGCACCUUGAACCCCGACGCCAAGGAGUUUGUGCCCGGCGUGAAGUACUGAGCUGCGGCCAGGCUCUGCGCCGCGGGAAAGCUUGCUCUGCGCUUUAAGUACCUUUAUUUUGGGGUUGUUUAUUUGGGUUUUUUCCUUGUUACCAUGGUUUUUAUGUCUUUUUUUUUUUUUUUUCCCUCGUACCGUCUCUCGGUUUUGGGCAGCUCCCGCUUUCUAGGACUCUCGCGACCCUGAGCUCCGUCCUGGAGCCCCGCUUUGGUCUGAGCCGAAUUUUGGGGGUCCCCCUGGCCGCAGUGUGCCCCUCGCUGUUCCCUUCCAUGGGAGCUCCUGUAGCCCAGGGCGAGGCCAAGGGCACCGUGAGCACCAACCCCAAAUUGCUCCUUUCUCGGAUAGGUGCUGACAGACGGGGGCUGCGUGCUGGGACCCCCUGUAGGGGUUGGGGGGCCGGGUGGGGAGGGGGCACAGACCAGCCCUGGUCAUCGUCCCAUGGGCUGCGCUUUGUGGAAUUGGCCUUAAAGGAUUUCUGCCCCGAUCCCACCCGGCGGCAGCAGCGUCGCUCCGUUCCUGUCUCAUCGCAAUAAAUCCGAGAAGAGCUGAAGCCUCAGUCUCCCCAGAGGGGGCUGGGGGGGCCGGAGGCAUCCAUGAGCCAUGGGGCCAGGAAGGAGCCCACCCCGCCCCUUAGAGAUGUGGAGGUUCCCCUUCAGCGGAGCGCUUUGUUGGGGGGGGAGCUGCAGGAACGGCGCUGAGCCCACUGUCACCCCAUCACUGCGGCCCUGGGGGGCUCCCGGGGGGGGUGGGCUACGGGUCAGGGCUGCUGGGCCCCCCCAGUUUGGCUGAAGGAAAGAAAUCAGCCCAGAUGUGCAGGGAGACCCCCAGGGAGCCUCCACUGAACCCCCCAGGGAGCAGCCCUGCAGAGCUGGGAGGUCCCCCCCCCCCCGGUAUUAAACACAUUAAAGAGCUGGAAAAAUUUGGAACAGAA